UGACGGCGGCAGCGCGUCUGCGGACCGAGCGGCGCGGGCCGGCCAGCGAGGAGCGCGCGCCGCGGACGGGGACGGCGGGCCGAGCGGGCGGGCGGCGCCUGCGGAGAGGCCGGAGCCGGCCUGCGUGGGGCCGCGCGGCGGCGGCGACUUCCUCCGGGCCGGGCCGGACAGCGCAGGGCCAUGGCCGAGGCCGCGGCUCCGAUUUCUCCCUGGACAAUGGCAGCUACAAUCCAAGCGAUGGAGAGGAAGAUCGAAUCGCAGGCUGCCCGCUUGCUCUCCCUGGAAGGUCGAACGGGGAUGGCCGAGAAGAAGCUGGCGGACUGUGAGAAGACGACCUUGGAGUUCGGGAACCAGCUGGAGGGCAAGUGGGCCGUGCUGGGCACGCUGCUGCAGGAGUACGGGCUGCUGCAGAGGCGCCUGGAGAACAUGGAGAACCUGCUGAGGAACAGGAACUUCUGGGUGCUGCGGCUGCCCCCGGGCAGCAAGGGGGAGGCCCCCAAGGAGUGGGGCAAGCUGGACGAGUGGCAGAAGGAGCUGUACAAGCACGUGAUGAGGGGCAACUACGAGACACUGGUCUCCCUGGACUACGCCAUCUCCAAGCCCGAGGUCCUGUCCCAGGGCGAGCAGGGGAAGGAGCCGUGUGGCUGGCGCCGCACAGCCCCCAAGGUUCCGGAUGCUCCCGUGGACCCCAGUCCAGGCUCGGCGCCCCCCGUUCCUGCCCCCGACCUCCUCAUGCAGAUCAAACAGGAGGGCGAGCUCCAGCUCCAGGAGCAGCACGCUCUGGGGGUCGAGGCCUGGGCGGCCGGCCAGCCAGAUAUCGGGGAGGAGCCGUGGGGCCUGAGCCAGCUGGAUUCCGGAGCGGGAGACGUCUCCACGGAUGCCGCCGCUGGCGUCCACUCCAGCUUCUCGACCACGAUCCCGCCCACGUCCUGGCAGGCGGACCUCCCCCCACACCACCCCUCCUCUGCAUGCUCAGACGGGACCCUGAAGCUCAGCACGGCGGCCUCCACGGAAGCAGAUGUAAAAAUUGUGAUCAAAACUGAAGUCCAGGAAGAGGAGGUGGUGGCCACCCCAGUGCACCCCACCGACCUGGAGGCCCACGGGACCCUCUUUGGACCAGGCCAGGCCGCAAGGUUUUUCCCUAGCCCUGUCCAGGAAGGCGCCUGGGAGAGCCAGGGCAGCUCCUUCCCCAGCCAGGACCCUGUGCUGGGGCUCAGAGAGCCCGCCCGGCCGGAGCGGGACCUGGGGGAGCCCAGCCCCGCCGUGGCCCAGGAUGAGACCCCUCCGGGGGACUGGCUCCUUGGGGGGGUCCGGUGGGGCUGGAAUUUCAGGUGCAAACCUCCUGUGGCUCUAAACCCGAGGACUGGGCCUGAGGGGCUCCCCUACUCCUCCCCUGACAACGGAGAGGCUGUGCUGGACCCAGGCCAGGCCUCGAGAGCCUUCAGUGACCCCUGUAAAUACCCGGGCCGGACCAAAGGCUUUGGCCACAAGCCGGGCCUGAAGAAGCACCCGGCUGCGCCCCCUGGCGGCCGACCCUUCACCUGCGCCACCUGCGGGAAGAGCUUCCAGCUGCAGGUGAGCCUGAGUGCGCACCAGCGCAGCUGCGGGCUGUCGGAUGGGGCGGCGGGGGCGGCGGGGACCGCACGGGACGGCAGCGCCCUGCGGUGCGGGGAGUGCGGGCGCUGCUUCACGCGGCCGGCCCACCUCAUCCGGCACCGCAUGCUGCACACGGGCGAGAGGCCCUUCCCGUGCACCGAGUGCGAGAAGCGAUUCACUGAGCGCUCCAAGCUCAUCGACCACUACCGAACCCACACGGGCGUGCGGCCCUUCACCUGCACGGUCUGCGGCAAGAGCUUCAUCCGCAAGGACCACCUCCGCAAGCACCAGCGCAACCACACGGCGGGCGCCAAGGGCCCGGCCCGGGGCCAGCCGCUGCCGCCGCUCCCGGCCGGCCCCCCGGACCCUUUCAAGAGCCCUGCCUCCAAAGGACCCUUGGCCACCACAGACCUUGUGACCGACUGGACUUGUGGCCUGAGUGUCCUGGGACCCACCGACGGCGGGGACCUGUGAGGCUCCCGAGGAUGGCCAGGGCUACCUCAGCCCUCCGAACCCCGUGGGCGGGCCGCGAGUGUAAAAAGUCCCGUUUCCAGACGUCGGGGUGGUGGCGGACGCAGAGGCGGGAGCGGAGACUGGGAGACCAAACCCCCAAGCGGCCGAACUGAUGGCCGGAGGGAGAGAGACUGUCGGACAAGACGGCUUCCGCCUCUGAACAAAGUGGACUUCUCUGAUUGUGACACUGAGCACCAUAGAAUUUUAAGUAAUUUAAUUAUGAAACUUUUUUUUUAAUUCUCGAAGAAGCUGGAAAAUAGUCGUAGUACCCGUUUAAACUUUCUAGCCUACUUUUGGUUUCUGGAGCGUGUGUGUAUGCUGUGUCCUUACCAGGUCUGACGGGGAAUGUGCUGGAAGGGCGGCGGGGCUGGGGGCCCAGUGAGGAGGGACCCGCAGCUCCCCCGCCCCACGGGCUCCUGGGGACGGGGCAGUGGUAGCAGGAGGCCUGGGGGGUUGUGACCUCGCAAUGCCAGGGUCUGGGCCGGCCUGCGCCUGGGUCUCCACGCUGCCUGGGAACCGAGGCCCGCAGGGCGCUGGAACCCAGCCUCACCUCGUCGGGGAGGAGGACUCGCCCCAGAGCAGCCACCUCCCCUCCCAGCCCGCCUCUCCCUCCAGAGGCCCCCAGCAGUGCUGGCCCCUGUUUCCCUGUUAGGGGUCACCGGCCACCCCCACUCAGAAGGGAGCCUGACGGUGUCGCCCCGAUGUGCGACUCCGGGCCUGGGACAGGAGGGAUGUGUGAAAGCACAGGGCCAGGGCUGCAGAGGUGACCUGGGGUGGGGGGCAGUGGGGGCAUCACAUCUGGGCACCAGUGGGGCCCAGCACACAGCCUGGCCUGCCAGCGCCGCUUGGGGCUGCCUUCCCCUCCCCAGAGAUGCUCCUGUGUCCUCUCUGUGUGGCGUGUUUUCACCGUCAGAGGGCUUUCACACCGCACCUCACACGGUGGUUGUGCCGGUGACCUCGCAGGGGUCCCGUGAAACACACAGGGCAAGUCUUUCUUGUUAGAGACGAGGAAAUUACUCAGAGGGGACACAUCUCGGCCUCGCGGCGCGGGGCCCGGUGCGUACCAACAGUGGGAGAAAGCCUCGGGUCAGACACGGCUUACCCUCCCAGAGCCUCAGUGUGGGCGAGGAAAGCUUUCGUUUUCGCCGUUUAGGAGAUCGGUCCCCCGCGUGCAUGAGCAAAAUCGUCGGGCCUCAGGCCGCGGCUGAGCCCCGGCCUCCCUGGUGUGUGCGCCCUGCAAGGCCCGAGGGCCAGGGCCCGGGCGGCGCCUGCCCGUCUCUGCUGCAGACCCUGGCAUGGCGGCAGGCACAGGCCCAGGCUUCUCCGUGCUGCCAUGGUCCUCGCCACGCAAGCAACCACUCCUGUUUUGUGGAAGCCGCCGCUGGGCCCCUCAUCCAGAACGGGGGCGCCUUGCUCCCCCGCCCCCAGAGGAGAGGCCAGGCUGCUGUUCACCCAGCUCCCCCGUGUGUACUUUUGUUAGGCAGUAGACUAGUUAAGAAAAUUGUUUCUAUGUACUGUAUAUUUUGUACCUGUUUACACCUCUAAUUGAUAUAACUGAUAUUUUGAAAAAACCAAUGAGGAAGCGCCCUGUUAAAAUAAAACCUAACCAGCACCGA
This is a messenger RNA of Phyllostomus hastatus (greater spear-nosed bat), 3725 nucleotides long. RefSeq names its product zinc finger protein 746 (gene ZNF746). The transcript is spliced from 7 exons. Gene Ontology annotation, biological process: regulation of DNA-templated transcription. The coding region runs from base 181 to 2070 and encodes 629 amino acids. The record is from RefSeq and is a predicted model, not a curated record. NCBI's taxonomy places the organism in Eukaryota, Metazoa, Chordata, Mammalia, Chiroptera, Phyllostomidae.